This is a messenger RNA of Desarmillaria tabescens, 708 nucleotides long. RefSeq lists its product as uncharacterized. NCBI's taxonomy places the organism in Eukaryota, Fungi, Basidiomycota, Agaricomycetes, Agaricales, Physalacriaceae. The transcript is spliced from 4 exons. The record is from RefSeq and is a predicted model, not a curated record. The coding region runs from base 1 to 708 and encodes 235 amino acids.
AUGGAUGCCGACACGGAUCUUUACAUGUGCAUUGCGGCGGCAAUACAGGAUGGUCCCCAAGGGAAGAGUUUCGAGGAAGUCCGUAUAGACAAUUACCUAAAAGCAUACACGACAACAGGUCACCCACCCCUCCCUUGUCCCCAGAUACCGACCGCACCGCACGAACGCGCCGCCCUGGGUCUCCCACCGCUCUUCGAGCCUCAACGCCUCCCGAAGCAAAAACCGGCAGAGCUACCGGAUUUCCACGUGUGGGAGCAGACGCGCGUGUCGGAAGAAAACUUCCAGUCGAUUGUGGCAGCUCCGAGGUAUGUUGGGUACAGCCCUGAGGAAUUGCGUUGUCAAGCGUAUGAAAAGGGAAAUAAAGUACUACCUCCGUCCAUGGCUUCCGCUUUCUCCUUUAGCUCCGUGUCCCCUACCCAAACCACCGUGCCGUCUAUGCAGAGUACCUUGCCGUCUAUACCAAGCACACUGUUACCUACGCUGCCACUUAUCCAAAGUACAGUGGCUCCUAUUCAAAGCGCACUCUUACCGGACGUCAAUGGAGAGGUUUUUGCAAGCAUAACGGCCCAGAAUACCUAUUCGCACCAUAGUUUUGAAGAGCUCCGUGUUGCGUAUCUUCUAGCUGGCAAAGAGAUGACAUCUACUGAGAUCAUCAAUGCUUCGACGGCACCUGUUGUCCCUACUCGGCCGGCGCUUCGUCUGUUCUGA